AUGGACUCUCAGACAAUUCAACCGACACCAUGGGAAUGUGUUCAAUCUUCUCAGUCUCUAAGUAACAACCAAACUCCUCAAGAGAAUCGUAUCCGUUGGUCUCAGUCUCCAGAUUCUCACACUUUCUCUGUUGAUCUUCCUGGUUUGAGGAAGGAAGAUAUAAAAGUGGAGAUCGAAGAUUCAAUAUACUUAAUCAUACGAACGAAAACGACAGAGAUAUCGCAGGUUAGAAGUUUAAAGAGGAAAUUCCGGUUACCGGAAUCGAUAGAUAUGAUCGGAAUAUCAGCUAAUUAUGAAGACGGUGUGUUGACUGUGAUUGUACCAAAGAGGGUUUUGCUAAGGAGAAGUUUCUUCAUUGAUCCUUCUGAUGUUCCCCAAAGUCUUCACGUUCUUGCCAGAGCUGCUUAAAACAAGCUUUGUUUUUCCUUUUAAUCUUUGCUUUUCAAAGUCUGUUUUUUACUAGUAUACUCUUUUUAUUGCUACUUAACCGUUAUGUGCAGUUUUAUAUAUCAAUAAAAAUCCUAAGUUUGUUACA
Brassica napus (rape) is the source of this 535-nucleotide messenger RNA. Its product is annotated as 15.4 kDa class V heat shock protein. Gene Ontology annotation, biological process: response to salt stress; response to heat; protein complex oligomerization. Lineage: Eukaryota; Viridiplantae; Streptophyta; Magnoliopsida; Brassicales; Brassicaceae. The coding region runs from base 1 to 408 and encodes 135 amino acids. The record is from RefSeq and is a predicted model, not a curated record. The transcript has 2 exons.